AUGACACCACCAAUCGCCAUUCUCGGAGCCGGCCCAAGCGGACUAUUACUCGCUCGUCUUUUAGAAGUCGCCAGUAUCGACUAUAUCAUCUUCGAAAGAGACGCCUCAUCAGAAAACUCCACAGGAUCAGGAGGAACGCUGGACAUCCAUUCCAAUUCCGGACAACUCGCUCUCCAAGAAGCUGGACUCCUCGAAAAGUUCAAAAAGUUGGCACGCUACGAUGCCUCUUCAAAAUUUGCAAACUAUGAGGGGAAAGUCCUUGCGGAAUUCGGCGCGGACGGAAACGUUGAUCGACCAGAGAUGGAUCGAAAGGAUCUUCGUGCUUUGAUCCUCGAGUCUGUUCCGGCUGAGAAGAUUAAAUGGGGCAUGCGUGUUGAGGAAAUCGUGAAGGAAGCCAAUGGAUCCAUGGCUGUGCAUUUCGCAGACGGCAGUUUCCAGAGUUCCUUCAAACUAGUCGUAGGAGCGGAUGGGGCGUGGUCGAAAGCGAAAAAGUCUGUCACCUCAGCGAAACCAGAGUACUCCGGUUUCCACUACAUCACCUCRCACAUGCGACCAGACAAUCCACAUUACAGCUCAGCAGUCAAACUCGCCGGUCGUGGCAAUUACAUGGCUUUUGGAAAUUGCCAGCAGUUGAGUGCCAUGUUCCUAAGCGAUGGAAGCUACCAUGUCGGAUUAGGUCUUCGACUUCCGGAAGACUGGAGUGACACCCACCCCUUAUCAGCCCGUCGAACUAUGAUGCAGGAAUUAUGUGCUGGUUGGCCAGAGAUGGAGACCAAUGUUAUCGUAAAUAGCGAUGACGACUUUCGAGCUUGGCCUCUCUAUGCUAUGCCCACCGAGUCCCUUUCUUGGGAGUCCGUACCAGGUGUGACUUUGAUUGGCGAUGCUGCGCAUGUAACGACUCCCUUUGAGGGGGAAGGUGUCAAUUGCGCAUUACAAGAUAGUGCACAGCUUGCGAGGAAGAUCCGCGAAUAUGGAUUGGGAAAUCUCGACCAAGCCGUGAGAGAAUAUGAGCAAGACAUGUUCGAUCGAGGUAUUGACUUGAUCUCGAGAAGUGCGGAGAGUGGAGAGCUCUUGUUCGCGUCUGACGCCCCGACGCGUUGGUUGCAAAAGAUGGGCAUCGAAUGUGGUUGA
Messenger RNA from Ramularia collo-cygni, 1131 nucleotides. RefSeq names its product related to tetracycline resistance protein from transposon Tn4351/Tn4400. The record is from RefSeq and is a predicted model, not a curated record. The transcript is spliced from 3 exons. Lineage: Eukaryota; Fungi; Ascomycota; Dothideomycetes; Mycosphaerellales; Mycosphaerellaceae. Gene Ontology annotation, molecular function: FAD binding. Bases 1 to 1131 code for a protein of 376 amino acids.